Molecule: messenger RNA, 2237 nt
Organism: Colletes gigas
Lineage: Eukaryota; Metazoa; Arthropoda; Insecta; Hymenoptera; Colletidae
Gene: HisRS
Product: histidine--tRNA ligase, cytoplasmic
Exons: 6
Coding region: 400-2214 (604 amino acids)
Biological process (GO): histidyl-tRNA aminoacylation; mitochondrial translation
Cellular component (GO): cytoplasm; mitochondrion
Molecular function (GO): ATP binding; histidine-tRNA ligase activity
Source: RefSeq, a predicted model, not a curated record
CAUUUUGGUUGUCUUGUUUGCACGUAUAACGUUUAUUCAACUGUUUUCUUCUUUCAAUCAAUCGAAGAAGAAAAAAUAGGUAUUAAAAAUGCUCCGGUAAAUCGAAAAAUUCAUUUCAAGCAAAAAGGAAAUGGUCGCGGUAUGCCUUGUCGAUGGUAGAACGCACAUUCGAGAAACAGUCUAGACACCAAUGCGAUCGUGUAAAUCUCCACGUUUCCUAAAAAGUGUUCACGGAACCGUAAACGGUUGAAUCAUAAGCGAUUGUAUUACCAGUGUGGCGAGUAGACCGUAGUAAAUCCGAGUAUAACUUCAGCAUAACCUAGCGGAGAGUACAGUGAUGCCGCGUUGCGUGAAACGUUUGGAAUUGGACUUUGACGGAGAAAGAUUGAACCACGCGCUAUGGCUGACGAAAUCAGGGAAAGACUACUGGAACAGGUGAAAGAACAGGGAGAAAUCGUACGGAAAUUAAAGGCAGCGAAGAGCAACAACACCGUGGAUUUAACGAAUUCUUGGGAUAUAGAAACACAGUUGGAAAGCAUAAACCACGAUUUCGCGGAUGUCAGUUAUGUCUGUGGUUGGGUGCCUACUACAAAAGAUGCAGUACUGUUUGACUUCUGUGUUACCCUUCGCGAUCGACUCUCGAAAUGGCCACACUUGAAAAGGUGGUUUAUAAAUAUUCAAAGCUUCGAUCGAGCGGAGCGUGUCGCAUUUUCUGACCCAGAAGGACAAGUUACUUCUUCCUUGUCCAGGAAGGUUGAUCACAUACACAAUUUGUGCCCUGUUGACUCAAGUACAAUUGAUGAGAAGAUAGCGGAUGAAGUCGCCAAAUUGUUGGAGCUAAAAGCUAAAGUGGGUGAAAAGAAUGCCCCAUCCAAGCUUAUUCUUAAAACACCUAAGGGCACCAGAGAUUAUGGACCAGAACAAAUGGCAUUACGGUUGGGGGUUUUGGAUAAAAUAAUUUCUGUCUUUAAGAAACACGGGGCAGAGACUAUAGAUACACCUGUGUUUGAAUUAAAAGAUGUGUUGACAGGGAAAUAUGGGGAAGAUUCAAAACUGAUCUACGAUUUAAAAGAUCAGGGAGGAGAGAUUUUGGCCCUUAGAUACGAUCUAACUGUACCCUUUGCUAGGUAUUUGGCCAUGGGAAAGGUCUCCAGCAUUAAAAGGUACCAUAUAGCAAAGGUGUACAGAAGGGACAAUCCAGCCACAACAAAGGGCAGAUAUAGGGAAUUUUAUCAAUGUGAUUUUGAUAUAGCUGGUCAGUAUGAUCCGAUGAUGCCAGAUGUGGAAUGCAUCCUUAUUAUUUGCGAAGCGUUACGAUCGUUGGACGUAGGGCCUUACAUGAUCAAAUUUAACCAUAGAUUGUUGCUAGAUGGUAUAUUCGCUGCUUGCGGCGUUCCGCAAGAUAAGUUUCGCAGUAUUUGCUCGUCUAUCGACAAACUCGACAAGAGCCCGUGGUCGGAAGUCAGGAAAGAAAUGAUAGAAGAAAAGGGAUUGAACGAAACGAGCGCCGACAAUAUCGGAACGUACGUGUCGCGGACCGGUGGAGUGGAACUGAUCGCCGAAUUGAGGAAUAACGUUGAAUUGAUGAAACACGGGUCCGCGGCGAAGGGUCUCGAAUCAAUGGAACUGUUAUUCAAAUAUUGUAAUAUUUACAAAAUAAUGGAUAAAGUGAAGUUCGAUCUUAGUCUUGCCAGAGGACUCGACUAUUACACUGGUGUAAUUUUCGAAGCGAUAUUAAUCGGUGACGACGUCGGCGUUGGCAGUGUUGCGGGCGGUGGUCGUUACGAUAAUUUAGUGGGAAUGUUCGACAACAAAAACAAAACGGUCCCGUGUGUCGGUCUAUCGUUGGGCGUCGAGCGCAUUUUCAGUGUCUUGGAAGCAAAACUGAGCCGCGAUGGUUUAAAAACUCGCACGAACGAAACGGAAGUGUACGUGGCGAGCGCGCAAAAGAAUUUGCACGAAGAAAGAAUGAGAAUUAUAUCGGACCUAUGGACCGCUGGAUUGAAAGCCGAACAGUCCUACAAAAAGAACGUAAAAUUACUCCAUCAGUUACAAUACUGCGAAGAGAAUGGUAUACCGUUGGCCAUAAUAAUCGGUGAAAGGGAACUGACGAGAGGCGAAGUUACGUUGAGAGAUGUUGCGACUCGAGCGGAGGUUCCGAUUCCCCGUGGAACUUUGGUCGAAGAGAUAAGGAAGAGGCUACAAAAGUCAUGAAUUACUUAAAAAUUUAGCCCAUU